Trichosporon asahii var. asahii CBS 2479 is the source of this 1728-nucleotide messenger RNA. RefSeq lists its product as uncharacterized. Lineage: Eukaryota; Fungi; Basidiomycota; Tremellomycetes; Trichosporonales; Trichosporonaceae. The record is from RefSeq and is a predicted model, not a curated record. The transcript has a single exon. Bases 1 to 1728 code for a protein of 575 amino acids.
AUGUACCUGCUCGCGAUCUGGUCGGCAAUCGAGGUCGUCUUCUCAUGGUACUAUCAGUGGCUCGCGCACAAGGUGCAGCCCGUCGCCCCGCCAUCGGAGAUGAAGCACGACGACCUGUCGAACAUCUUCAUCCGCCUCCUGCGCGCCGGCGCGGCGUACGCUCCUCGCAGACCCGAGACGGAUUCGGACUGGAUCCUGUCUUCGCCGACGCGGCCGAAACAUCCCCUGCGCAAGCGCGGCAAGCUCAAUUCGGACCUGCACGUGCCGACUCUUGCGACGCUGAAGGAGGGCCAGCAGCAGGCAAUGGCCGACCUGGAGGCCGAGAUGGACAAGGCGGACAAAGCCCACAGCGAGUAUCUCUCGGACGAAGAGGAUGACGACCCCCUGUUCACACCGGAGGGCAAGCCGAUCGAGCUGGAGUGGGACGACCCAAAGGCCGUCGAGUUCCGCGAGCAGCUCCGGACAUGGUUUCACCACGUGCCGUGGGAGACGAUCGGGCGCGACGACGUGCGCACCUGGCUUGCGUGGAGCUGCUUCGCGAUGCCGCUCGAGGACGUGCAGAAGGACGCGAAGAAGUAUCGCUUCCUCGAGCGCACGGCCGACAUGCUUGAGGCCAGGACGGGGGGCAAGUUCCCGCCCGGCCGGUGCGGGUGCCAGAUCAUGCGCCUGACGCUGGACCCCGUCAAUGUCGUCUCCCGCCCGUUCCUCAUUUACGCGAUCGCCAACGUCGUCAACUGGUUCCUCCUCCGUAUCUGGUAUCCGCACAAGGGCGCGACGAUCUACCAGGAGGACGGCAUCGACUUUGUCGUCCGUAUCCCCGAGGGUUGGACGCCGGAACGCGGGCGCACCGAGCCCAACGCCAUGCCCAUCGUGUACCUGCACGGCCUCGGCUUCGGACUACUCCAGAACCACCUGCUCGUGAAGCACCUCGUGCACUCGCUGCCGACGCACCCGAUCCUGAUGCCUCUGGCACACCACACGGCACAGGCAAUUUUCGACCCCCGAUUCCUCAAGCCGUGGAACCGCCCCCAGCUCGUCAGCACGCUCGUGAAGGCGUGCGAAAGGUGGGGGUUCUACGACCCCUCCAAGCCCGAGGGGCAGCGCGGGGGCGUGUCCAUGCUCUCCCACUCGAACGGCAGUGUGCACCACGGCUGGGUCCUAAAGGACGCUCCGUGGCUGGUGCGGCGGUCGUGUUUCGUCGACCCCGUCGUCUUCUCCCUGUGGGAGGGCGACGUGUGCUUCUCCUUCGUGUACCGCAAGCCACGGACCGCGCUCGAGGUGCUGCUCUACUACUUUGUGGCCAGCGAGCCGGGCAUCGCAAACUACAUCCAGCGACACUUCAACUGGUGCGACAACACGCUCUUCUUUGACGAUAUCCCCAACGCAAACGACGCAAGCAAGACCGCCUUCUUCAUUGGCGGCAAGGACAUCAUCAUUGAUGCCGCGCGCACAAGGCGGUAUCUCGAGCGCAACGGGGUCAAGAAGGGCCUGCACUGGGACGCGAACGGAGGACACGGCGACGGUCUCCUCGGCGACUCGAGAGAUCGUGUCGUCAUGUUCGUCGGUACUGGCAACACGCGCGGGUGGGAGAACUGGCUCACCCGCGGGCGCAGGAGCCACUCGCUUGGCCAGGCUGAUUUCCCCAAGAUCCGCACCGCGCUCGACAGCAUCCAGGAGGCAUCGACAUCGGGCUCUGACAGUGAGAGCACGAUGCGCAAGCGAUUCUGA